Messenger RNA from Conger conger (European conger), 1626 nucleotides. It is a transcript of the gene bcat2, whose product is annotated as branched chain amino-acid transaminase 2, mitochondrial. Gene Ontology annotation, molecular function: branched-chain-amino-acid:2-oxoglutarate transaminase activity. NCBI's taxonomy places the organism in Eukaryota, Metazoa, Chordata, Actinopteri, Anguilliformes, Congridae. The transcript has 12 exons. Gene Ontology annotation, biological process: L-leucine biosynthetic process; L-valine biosynthetic process. Gene Ontology annotation, cellular component: mitochondrion. Bases 32 to 1342 code for a protein of 436 amino acids. The record is from RefSeq and is a predicted model, not a curated record.
ACCCGCUUCUACUUCGGCACUUGUUGUGACAAUGGCAUUUAGGACGACCAAAUGUCACAAUGGGGAGAAAUGCGAUCUAAGUGACUUUAACCAUGGAAAGACAACAACAACAAAAAAAACAUCCUGUGAGCAUCCUGCGUUGUUAAUGAGAGCGGUCAGAGAAGAAGAGCCAGACUGGUCACACAUUACAGUGGCACUCCAGCAUCUGGGAAAAGCACCCCACCUUAGUCUGGGAUCCUUGCGAUUUGCCAGCUCAUCUUUCAGGGCUUCGGAUCUCACCAUUAAGCACAGCAAGUCAACCAAACCCAAACCUGAUUCUUCUUCUCUGGUGUUUGGCAAGCACUUCUCUGACCACAUGCUGACCAUCCACUGGUCAGAGAGCAGGGGGUGGGAUGUGCCCUAUAUCAAGCCUUUCGAAAACCUCUCACUGCAUCCUGCCUCUUCUGUACUGCACUAUGCCACAGAGUUGUUUGAAGGGAUGAAGGCAUUCAGAGGUGUGGACAACCGCAUUCGCCUCUUUAGGCCCAUGCUCAACAUGCACAGGAUGCUCAGGAGUGCAGAGAGGAGCUGUCUUCCUUUAUUUGACCAAUCUGAGUUACUGGAGUGCAUUACAAAGCUGGUGGAGGUGGAUCAGGAGUGGAUCCCUUACACCACUGAUGCCAGUCUGUAUAUUCGUCCCACAUUCAUUGGCACCCAGCCCUCCCUGGGGCUGUCAAAGGCUCAGCACGCAAUGCUGUUUGUUAUCCUAAGCCCUGUGGGGCCAUAUUUCUCCACUGGUGGCUUCACUCCGGUAUCUCUGCUGGCAGACCCCAACUUCAUCAGGGCCUGGAAGGGUGGAGUGGGAGCAUUCAAAGUGGGGGGGAAUUACGGUCCUACAAUUGCACUGCAGGAUGAGGCACAGAAUCAGGACUGCCAACAAGUGCUGUGGCUAUAUGGGGAUGAGGAGGAGAUCACUGAGGCGGGCACCAUGAACCUCUUCAUCUACUGGACCAACAAAAGAGGCGAGAAAGAACUGGUGACACCUCCCCUCGAUGGACUCAUCCUCCCAGGAGUUACCAGGCAGUCACUACUAGAUUUGGCACAAGAAUGGGGAGAGUUUAAGGUGUCAGAGCGUACAGUAAGAAUGAGAGAGCUGCUGGAGGCACUGGAAUCUGGUCAAAUUCUAGAAGUGUUUGGUGCUGGGACUGCCUGUGUUGUGUGCCCAGUUGGCAGUGUGCUGUAUAGAGGAAAGACUUAUAAAAUUCCUACCACAAAGAAUGGGCCAGCAAUGAGAUUUCACAAAGAGCUUACUGAUAUACAGUAUGGAAGGAAGAAGAGCAACUGGACACAAGUGGUCAUUUAGUUUCAGGGCUGUCAAUCAAGACCAUGUCAAGAUGAGUCUCCCAGAACUUAAGCUCCAGUUACCUAUGCACACUUUCUCUUUGUUGGGUGAAGGACUGGUGGGUCAGCUUUUCUUUCUCUCAGAACUGUACCAAUAUAGCUGCCUGUCAGAUCUUCUCUGUUCAUUUCAAGGAGGGAGAUGUACCGCAGGCAGUGCAGAGUAGCGCUCAACUGAACACACUAGGAUUCUCAGUUGAGUCUUGGCUUGGUUUGUGCCGUAAUAUGAAAAAUAUAUUGAAGAAAACA